AUGGAUUCUUUAUUUCACCUCCUGCUUUCUACCUGUCUUGCCUUGACGUUCUCAGAAGGGUUUCUGAUUAUCCAUGUCCAGAAACAGCAGUGUCUUUCAGAAAAGAGAGGAGUCAUCGUGGAAAAGUGCAACAUGACCAACCUCAACCAGCAGUGGCAGUGGACAGCAGAGGACAGACUCCUGCACCUCAGGUCUGCCCAGUGCCUGAGCAUCUCCACGCGCUCCGCCCUGUCCUCCCGCAGCAUCGUCGUCGACUGUCCCCAGGCGGUCAGGUGGACCUGCCAGGAGCAGGAUGGGCUCCUGAAGGUGGCCAACAGUUCUCUCUUUCUCACAAAGCAAGGCCAGAAGGUGAUGGCCAAGCAGAGUAAGAAAUACCUUCACACAUGGAUGCAGCUGGAAGCCAGUGAGACGGGGAAGCCUGUGUAUGUAGACCUGUGCUCAAAGCAAGAUCUCCAAGAUGCAGAGACUUCUGUAUGGAGUACUAGAACCACAUCCCCCUCUUUGAACACCAUAACCUCCAGGCCUGAAAGUCUGCUGAAGAGCAGCACUGAGAUGUUCAUCAGGAAUGUGACUGAGCACUUCAGCAAGAAUCUCAUUGAAGACCUCUACUUUGACUUGAAAUCUGCAGUGACAGAGAAAACCUGGAUUCCAGCAACUACCCUGCAAUACUCCAGCACUACAGAAGAGGCCGCGCCGGGGGCGGCGGGGGGAUGCAGAGCCAACCGGACGGAGCAGUUCGUCGCCGGGCAGAGCGUCCGGCUGCGCUGGGGCGCCGCGAGCAGCGCCUGCAACUUCAGCCUGACCGGGCGCUCCGAAGAAGGGCAGGCGGCCGGCUGCCAGGCUGCCGCCACGGGCAACGGCUCCUACGGAUGCACCCUGCGCGACCUGGAAGCCGGGACCUGGUACCACUUUCGCAUCGAGCCGCUCGCCGGCGGGGAAGUCGUCAACAUCUCCGUGCUGACAGAUCCUUUACCACCACUUCGUUUCGAAAUCAAUAAGGAGAAAACUACGCUCACAAGCUUGCAGGUCCAGUGGGAUCGUCCCUCAGGAAAGGUGGACCUGUAUAACCUGCUGUUAUUUGAUCACAAUAAUAGAAAGAUAGAAGAAGUCUCCAUACCAGGAAGAAUUUCCAAACCAGAAAUUACUUUCUCCAGUCUCAUCCCUGGGAAUAAAUACAACAUUGUUCUCAGUGCGGUUGCUGGGAACAAGAGCACCCCGGAACUUCGCAUCAGUGGAUCUACUGUACCAUCCCCUGUGAGAAACAUUCAGGUCAGUGUGAAGACAGACACUAUCCAUGCUUCCUGGUCCCCUGGCUCUGGACACGUGGAUCGUUACAGGCUGGCGUUGCUGGAUGGCCGUGUCCCCGUCCAGGAGGUUCAGCAAGACGAUCCUCUGACCUCCUACACUUUUUCAGGACUUACAGCAGGCCACCUGUAUAACCUCUCUGUCAUAACCCAGGCUGCAGGUUUGGAGAGCAGCAGUUUCCAAACAGUCAGGACAGCCCCAGCCGAAGUCUUAGAUUUGACGGUGACUAAUGAUGGCAGCUUAGAUACUUUAAAAGUUAAGUGGAGAAGACCUUCAGGAGACCUCCAUUUCUAUAAUAUCAGUCUGUGUCAUCUUGGAUCAGUUAAAGAAGUCAAAACUGUACAGCCACCAGUGACAGAGACUCACUUUGAGGAGCUGACUCCAGGACGCCUUUAUCAGGUUACUGCUCGCACGGUCAGCGGUGAGCUGUUUGCUGAGCGGAUGGCAUGGGGCAGGACAUUGCCGCAGAAGGUUUCCGAGCUGAAAGCAGGUGGCGGCGGCUGGCUGCGGUCCCUGCGAGUGAGCUGGCUGCCCCCUAGCGGAGACUGGGAGAGGUACCGCCUGCUCCUCUGGAACCGCUCCGCCCUGCUGCUCAACGCCACCCUCGGGAAGGACACCACGGAGUACCUCAUCCACGACGUGGGCCUCAUCCCGGGCAGGCAGUACGAUGUGGACGUCGUGGUGGAGAGUGGCGAUUUGCAGAGCAAGGCUAGCUGCACGGGGAGAACAGCCCCAGAGGCUGUUCUCCAGCUCCGUGUGAAGCAUGCCAAUGAAUCUUCACUCAGCAUCAUGUGGCUGACCCCUGUGGCAGAAUGGGACAGCUACGUGGUUUCCCUGGGAGACAGGGAUCUUACUGUCAUCAAAAAAGGGCUUGCAAAAGAAGCUAAGGAAUUCACUUUCACUGACUUGGUACCUGGAAGAAAAUACACAGCCACCAUCACCACCAUCAGUGGGAUUUUAAGCAACUGGACUUCAGUGGAAGGAAGAACAGUGCCAGCCCAAGUGACUGGGCUGAGCGUGGACAGUCAGGGAUCCACCAACAGCCUGUUCACCAACUGGACAAGAGCUCUGGGAGAUGUAGACUCCUACCAAGUGCUACUGAUCCAUGAGAAUGUUGUCAUCAAGAAUGAGACUGUGCCCAGUGAAACCAACAGAUACCACUUCUAUCCCCUGAAGCCUGGAGGACUCUACUCAGUUGUUGUCACCACUGUCAGCGGGGGGAUAUCUUCAAGGCAAACCAUCGCAGAGGGGAGGACAGUGCCUUCCAGCGUGACAGGAGUGACAGUGAAUAACUCAGGUCGCAGUGACUACCUCAGUGUCUCCUGGCUGCCAGCUUCUGGAGAUGUAGACAGUUACUUGGUGACCCUCUCUCAUGCUGACCAGGUUGUCCAGACCCUCACCGUUUCCAAAGCCUUCAGUGAGUGCUCCUUCAGCAACCUGACUCCUGGGAUGCUUUACAGUGUGAUGAUAACCACCAAGAGUGGGAAGUAUGAAAAUUAUUCCUUCAGCCAGGAACGAACAGUCCCUUCAAGCGUUCAGGGGCUUACUGUCAGCAACUCAGCCAGAAGCGACUACUUGAAGGUGUCCUGGUUGCAUGCCUCUGGGUAUUUUGAUAACUAUGAAGUGGUCAUCAAGAACAACAACGACUUCAUCCAGACAAAAAGCAUCCCCAAGGAUGAAAAUGAAUGUGUGUUCACCAACCUGGUCCCAGGGAGGCAGUACAGUGUCAUGGUCAGCACCAGGAGCGGGAAAUACGAAACUAGCGAAAGGGUCUAUGGCAGAACAAUGCCGGAAUCAGUGAAGGAGCUGACUCUCAGUAACAGGAGCACAGAAGAUUUGCAGGUCACUUGGUCAAAGGCUGAGGGGGAUGUUGAUAAAUACGAGAUUCAACUCCUCUUCAAUGAUAUGAAGAUCCUCCCACCCAUUUUCCUUGGGAACUCUGUUGAGGAGUGUUGGUUCACAGCUCUGACUCCAGGCCGCCUGUACAAAAUCGUUGUCUUGACCAUCAGUGGAGAUGCACAGCGUGCUACCUUCAUAGAGGGCCUGACAAUUCCAAGUGCUGUCAGAAACAUUCAUGUGUCACCUAAUGGCAUGACAAACAGCCUGAGAGUGAGCUGGACUCCUGGAAGUGGAGAUGUUGAUUCCUACACAGUGAGCAUAUUUCAGCAAAGCCAUCAGCUGGAUUCCCAGAGUGUCUCCAAACACGUCUCUGAGCACACGUUUCACAAGCUGGAGGCUGGGGAGCAGUACCAGGUGGUGGUGCAGUCUAACAGUGGCAGCUUGCACAACAGCUUAGCAGCUUUGGGUAGAACAAUUCCAGCCUCUGUCCAGGAGUUGCUGGCCCAUCAUGCUUACAGCAGUCACUCCUUGCUGGUAACCUGGCAGAAAGCUCCUGGUGUAGCUGAAAGAUACGACAUUCUGCUCUUGAAUGAGGAAGGAGUCCUCCUGAGCAACAAAUCAGAGCCAGCUACUGCCAAACAGCACAAAUUUGAAGAUUUGUUAGCUGGCAAGAAGUAUAAAAUCCAACUGUUGACAGUCAGUGGUGGGCUCUUCAGUAAGCGAGCAGAGACUGUUGGCCAAACAGUUCCAGCAGCUGUCACGAACCUGAAGGUCACAGAGAACACCACUGACCGACUGUCCUUCAGCUGGAGCACCCCUCAAGGGGAGCUUGACUCGUAUGACAUCUUCCUGUACAACCCAGACAAGUCCCUUCAGGACAGGAUUUCAGGGGAGCAGCACCUCCAGCAGUGCUCGUUCCAGAACCUGCGGCAGGGCAGGGUGUAUCGAAUGGUGAUCGUUACCCACAGUGGAGACCUCACCAACGAGGCCUCUGUCUUCGGAAGGACAGUCCCAGCCCCAGUUGUUGGCCUCAAGGCAUCCAACCGCAACAGGACGGACAGUCUGUGGUUCACCUGGGGUCCAGCUGCAGGAGAUGUUGACUUCUAUGAGCUGAAUCUUUACAACCCAAAUGGGACACAGAAAGAAACGUGGCACAGGAAAGACCUGAAGGAGUGGCAUUUCCAGGGGCUGGUUCCUGGCAGGAAGUACACUCUGGUUGUGGUGACUCACAGUGGUGACCUGACCAACGCAGCGAAUGCUGAAGGAAGAACAGCACCCAGCCCUCCUAACUCCGUGUCCUUUACUGAUGUUGCAAACACUUCCCUAUCAGUCACGUGGCUGGGUCCUCCAGACUGGACAGACUAUGAUGAUUUUGAAUUGCAGUGGCUCCCAAAGGAUCCCCUCACAGUCUUCAAUCCCUACAGCAGCAGCAAGUCUAAAGUGCGCAUCAUUUAUGGCCUGCGACCAGGGAGGCUAUAUGAGUUCACUGUCAGGACUGUCAGUGGGGACAGCUGGAGGACAUACAGCCAGGCACAGGCUGCAAGUGUGAGAACAAAACCAGACAAGAUACAAAGCCUUCAUUGCCGGCCCCAGACCUCUACUGCCAUUGCCUGCUCCUGGACUCCUCCUGAUUCCGACUUCGAUGGCUACAGUGUGGAGUGCAAGAAAAUGGACACUCGUGAAGUGGAGUUUUCUAAAAGGAUAGAAAAAGACAAAUCUCUGCUUAACAUCAUGACCCUGGUUCCCCACAAGCGGUACCUGGUGUCCAUCAAGGUGCACUCUGCGGACAUGAGCAGUGAGGUGGUUGAGGACAGCACCAUCACCAUGAUUGACCGUCCCCCCCAGCCACCUCCAGACAUAAGAGUGAACAAAAAAGAUGUGCUGAUUACCAAGUCCUCCAUCAACUUCACUUUUAACUGCAGCUGGUUUAGUGACACCAAUGGAGCUGUGAAGUACUUUACUGUGGUUGUGAGAGAGGCUGAUGGCAGUGAAGGACCAAAGCCUGAUGAGCAGCACCCAUUGCCUUCCUACCUGGAGUACAAGCACAACGACUCUGUACGCAUCUACCAGACAAAUUAUUUUGCCAGCAGCUGUACUGAAAGCCCUGACAGUGACUACAAAAGCUUUGACAUUAACCUGGGAGGAGAAAUGGAAAACCUAGGAGGACGGUGUGAUCCAGACCAGCAAAGCUUCUGCGACGGACCUCUGAAGCCUCGGACUGCCUACAGGAUCAGCAUCCGAGCUUUUACCCAGCUCUUCAGUGAGGACCCAAAGGAGCUCCCUAAACCGCUCUUUGCUGACACCUUCUUCUCCUUACCCAUCAUGACAGAGGCAGAGCCUCUCUUUGGAGUUAUUGAAGGUGUGAGUGCUGGCCUCUUCCUCAUUGUGAUGUUAGUGGCUGUCACUGCCUUAUUUGUCUGCCGACAAAAAGUGAGCAAUGGCCAUGAGAGACCUACGACAAGGCUGAGCAUUCGCAGGGACAGGCCACUGGCAGUCCACCUCAACUUGGGGCAAAAAGGGAACCGGAAAACGUCCAGUCCCAUCAAAGUCACUCAUUUUGAAGCACACUUCACCAAACUGCAAGCGGACUCCAACUACCUCCUGUCCAAGGAGUAUGAGGACUUGAAAGAUGUGGGUCGAAACCAGACAUGUGACAUAGCACUUCUGCCAGAGAACAGAGGGAAGAAUCGAUACAAUAAUAUACUGCCCUAUGAUACAUCAAGAGUGAAGCUUUCCAAUGUGGAUGAUGACCCUUGCUCAGACUACAUUAAUGCAAGCUACAUACCAGGCAAUAAUUUCCGCAGGGAAUACAUUGCGACUCAGGGCCCUUUGCCUGGCACCAAAGAUGAGUUCUGGAAGAUGGCAUGGGAGCAAAAUGUCCAUAAUGUUGUCAUGGUAACCCAGUGUGUGGAGAAGGGCAGGGUGAAGUGUGACCACUACUGGCCCCUUGACCAGGAUUCCCUGUACUAUGGAGACCUGAUCGUGGAGAUGCUGUCUGAGUCGGUGCUGCCGGAGUGGACAAUACGAGAGUUUAAAAUCUGCAGUGAAGAGCAGCUUGACUCCGUGAGGCUCAUUCGGCACUUCCACUACACUGUCUGGCCAGACCAUGGUGUGCCAGAGACCACCCAGUCCCUGAUCCAGUUUGUCAGAACUGUAAGGGACUAUAUCAACAGGACCCCAGACACAGGACCAACUAUAGUGCACUGCAGUGCUGGUGUUGGCAGGACUGGCACGUUCAUUGCCCUGGACCGCCUCCUGCAGCAGCUGGACUCCCAGGACACUGUUGACAUCUAUGCAGCAGUGCAUGACCUCAGGCUUCACAGGGUCCACAUGGUGCAGACAGAGUGUCAGUAUGUGUAUCUGCACCAGUGUGUGAGGGACGUCUUGAGAGCCAGGACACUCCGCAGUGAGCAGGAAAAUCCCUUGUUUCCCAUCUAUGAAAAUGUGAAUCCAGACUAUCACAGAGAUGCUGUUUAUGCAAGGCACUAAGAAUGCUGCAGACAUCUGCUUUUGUGACCACAUCUGUUAACCUGGGGGUAGGUCUGAGUUGGGUUUUGGGUUGUUUUGGGGUUUUUUUUUUAUGUAUGUAUUUCAUGCACUAGAAAGGUGCCAGACCUUCCUCUUGAGACUGUUCUAUAAUUUAUUGGUCUGGUGAUUAUUUCUUUUUUUUUUAAGGAGAUAUCUAAUUUAAGUGGUAAUGGAUAUUAAUGUAUAUAAUUGUAUUUUGGCAUUAUGUAAAUAUGGAUUUUUUUUCUAUAUUGUUUAUAUUAAUAUGAGGCUUCCAAUAAUACUUUUUUUUUCUUAUCAUAGUUUUUAUGGACUGUUCUAAACUAUUUUCAGUUGUAUGGCUAACAGGACUGCUGUGUUUAAGGCAGCACUGGCAGGUAACACAAAUCCUAUGAGGAAAACCUCUUUCUUUUCUUGAACUGGUUCACUCUUUGUGAGAUGAAAUAAGCUACUAAUAAGCAAGGGAACAGAAGUCCUGUCUAGAAAUCACAAUGCUACUCUACACUCCAAACUGAACUGGUUUUGGUCUGAUGAAAAUGGGUCUAACCCCUCCCCACCAUGGCAUCCCUUCCACAGAACUCACCAAACCUGCAUCCACCCUCACUGGAAGCAGCUGUUUCAGUCUGACAUAGGAGAAAAAUAUCAACCAACAAACACUGCUGUGAAGUCUAGCAAGACCUAUCCCCACCACACACUCUGGGGGGGAGGCAGCUCAUACUCUGAGUUCUUUACACUGGUUUAAGAGAGCAGAGUCAGACCACAACCUGUGCCUGUGCCUUUUCACAUGUGGAUAAUCAGAAUGAGCAAGCUGUGGGGUCUGGAGCACAGCCCUGUGAGGAGAGGCUGAGGGAGCUGGGGGUGCUUAGCCUGGAGAAGAGGAGGCUCAGGGCAGACCUCAUUGCUGUCUACAGCUACCUGAAGGGAGGUUGUAGCCAGGUGGGGGUUGGGCUCUUCUCCCAGGCAAGCAGCACCAGAACAAGAGGACACAGUCUCAAGCUGUGCAGGGGGAAGUUUAGGCUUGAUCUUAGAAAGAAGUUCUUCCCAGCAAGAGAGAUUGGCCAUGGGAAUGUGCUGCCCAGUUUGUGGUGGAGUCAACGUCCCUGGAGGUGUUUAAGCAAAGCCUGGAUGAGGCACUCAGUGCCAUGGUCUGAUUGAUUAGGUAGGGUUAGGUGAUCAGUUGGACUUGGUGAUCUUGGAGGUCUCUUCCAACCUGGCUGAUUCUGUGAUUCUAUGAUUCAGAUGUUGCCUGAUGUCCCCACCACAAGCACAGCUGGAACAGGGAAAGGCCCAUCAGUAACACCUGUGUGUGAAGGUGGUUUGGCUGUGGUGCUUGGGGCUGUGGUUUAGGGGUGAGCCUUGUAGAGCAGGGUUCUGGGUUGGACUGGGUGAUCCUGAGGGGCUUUUCCAACUUGAGUGUUUCUGUGAUACCUAGGCUGGCCAGGCUGUGCUAAUCAUCAGAUGACUCCAAGCAUUUAGUGAUGGGCAAGAAGUACAACUGAAGAGUUCUCACCAGCUAUCCUGCCCAGCUCAGUGGAUUAGGAACAUCUUUCUCUCCACUACAAAGAGAUUUCUCGUUCAAGGGACUGAACACUCUGUCCAGCUAUUCCUUAUAAAAUGCUCUUCAAACGGAGAGGGGGCAGUACAGAGUUUUUCUCCAUCACAAAACCAGGGAAGGUCUCCACAGUUCUCCUUUUGUACAUCUCCCCAUACUGUACCUAGAAAAAGCUUCGCCUGGUGCUGAAGAUAAAUGCCAAAAUUCCACUCCUAUUUGUGAGAGAAAGAAACCUUUCUGAAGGCCUCUGGAGAACCAACCAAUAUACACAAGUACCCAGCUGAGGACCUGCUGUGUCCCCUGGGCCAAGACUAAUGUGAUUUCACCAUGGUUUAGUGGAGCUUCACCCUCCUUGGGAGCAGGAACAUCAACCUAAUGAUGGCUGAAGGAAUGUUCUAAGCAGCUCUGACACAGCUCUCUUAAACUGUUCCCAAGCAGACCCAGCAGGACUGUGCACAUCCAGGUCACUCUGGUCUUUGUAGAGAGAAGGAAAGAGCCUGACAGCCACUCUCCCUUCCUGCUCCAUCUGCAGUCUCAUCCUUUCUUGACCAACUAUCCCCUUGUGCCUCAGAAAUCCCUUUCCAUAGCAGCUUUCACAGCUGCUCAGGACAUGCAAGCUUAGUGAACCUUUCAGGUGCCUCUGUAUGAAAAUAGUGCUCAUUUUUCCUAUGCAUCCUCUUUGGCCCCACAAAAACCCCUCAGGAUUCACCACCCUUAGUGGGCUCUGAGGAAGGGAACCAGCAGAAGCCUUUUCACAGAGGAAAAAAAAACAUGAAGCCAAGCCAUAGAGAACAUCUCCUCUAGACCCUUUUUUUCUCUGUUUCUGUUGCUGGACACUCUGGGUUGGCAAGCAAGGACAGACAAGGCUGGCAGCUUCAGAUGGAUCAGUGACCCUGCUAACAACAGCUGAGGCUGGGGCCUGAUGAUGAUUGCCAUUGCAUUACCUGUGCUGCAUUUAGGCUCUUCUCUUUGCAAGCACUGGCUGAGGGCUGGAGAUCACCAGUGUCAGUUACCAGCAGUGCAGUUACACUGUGAAGAUCAGAGGCACAGAAUUGUCAGGGUUGGAAGGGACCUCAGGGAUCAGCCACUUCCAACCCCCCUGCCAUGGGCAGGGACACCUCACACUACAGCAGGUUGCUCACAGCCACCUCCAGCCUGGCUGCAAAAACUUCCAGGGAUGAGGCUUCCAUCACCUCCCUGGGCAACCUGUGCCAGUGUCUCACCACCCUCAUGGGGAACAACUUCUUCCUAAUGUCUAAGCUCAAUCUGCCCUCCUCCAGCUUGGAUCCAUUCCCCUCAGUCGUGUCACUCCCUGACACCCUAAAAAGUCCCUCCCCAGCUUUCUUGGAGCCCCCUUCAGAUACUGGAAGGCCACAAGAAGGUCUCCUCAGAGCCUUCUCUUCUAUAAACUGAGCAACCCCAACUGUCUCAGUCUGUCCUCAUAGGAGAGCAGCUCCAGCCCUCUGCUCAUCCUCAUGGCCCUUCUCUGGACACAUUCCAGCACCUCCAUAUCCCUCUUGUAACAGAGGCUCCAGAACUGGACACAGAGCUCCAGGUGGGGUCUCAGCAGAGUGGAGCAGAGGGGGAGAAUCCCCUCCUUGGCCCUGCUGGCCACACUUCUCUUGCUGCAGCCCAGGCUCCUGUUGGCUCUCUGGGCUGCAAGUGCUCACUGCUGGCUCCUGUUGAGCUUCUCAUCCCCCAGCACCCCCAAGGUCGUUUCUUCAGGGCUCCUCUCAUGCAUCUUAAGAUGUUCCAAAGAUACUCUAUGAUUUAUUUCAGGCUGUAUUUUUGUUAUGCUGAGGAAAUGGAGGUCACUCAGUUGUAAGUGAUGUGAGGGCAAAAGCCUGAUGGAAUCACAGUAUCACAGAACAUGAGAGGUUGAAGGGGAUCUCAGAGAUCAUCCAGUCCAGAGUCCCUGCCAGAGCAGGAUCACCCAGCGGAGUCUGCACCAGGAUACAUCCAGGUGGGGUUUGAAAGCCUCCAGAGGAGGAGACUCCACAACUGCCUGUGGAUGUUGUUCGUAGUUCUCAGCCAGACACACAUUCCUUUGCUCUUCAACAUUGUUUGUCAGGUCCCCCCUCAGCACCUGGUCUGCACAAGUUGCAUCCAAGAGGAUGAUGUUGUAGCAGACAGCUGUUUGCAUCUUUUUUUCUCUCUCAGCUAAUAGUGGGGAUAGUUCACAGGCCUCCUCCUCCUCAGCACUUGGUAACAUAGCAGUGACCUGAAACACUCUGGCACAGUGCUCCUGAGCAGCCUCACAUCCCUGCCAAGCUAGGUCACCUCUGAGGCUGUACACAUUAUUGGUCUGGUUCUGCUCCUCCAAAACCAGUGUAAAACCACAGAGAAUAAGUAAAAAUGAAAGUAUCUAUGUAGCAUUUUGUUGAUGUAAGACACCUACUUACCAGUCUGAUAUUUAACUUGUGCCUCUAAGCUGAGCAAUACAACUCAUGGGAAAUGGUUAAUGCAACAAGGAUGGACUUGAAGGAGCCUGAAAGAAGACAGCUCUGAAAGAAAAAGGCUCUGCUGAAGAGGGUGUUGCUCUUUUGAAUGUCUGUGAAGGAUGUUCAGAGCUCCCUUCUCAAUGUUUCCCAAUAAUAAUGCCAUGAAGCAGUGUUGUUGCUGAUCCAUAAGCUAAGAUUUGCACACUUGGAGCCCAGUCUCUGCCUCCUUUGUCCACCAAGCUACCUGAGUCCUUUCCAUGAGAGUCACCUGGAAUGCUUGCCUGAAGAACACCAUUCUGCUGGUGAAGCAUUUGCAAGGUUGGGCUUUUAGGUUAAUUGAAUUGUCUUGGGUUUGUUUUGUUUUGUUUUUUAAUGAAAGCUAUUUAAUUAUGAAAAAAAAUGUAAUAAAUGUGUUUAUUUUUUUCCUCUUAAUCUGUGCAAUACAAUGACAGGAUCCAGUAGGAAGAAAAAAAAAAGAAAAAACCAAAGGGAAAAAAAUAUAUUUUAAGUAGCUGGAGUUGAUAAAUGAUAUUUUUUAUUGUUAUUGUUACUAAUGGAAACAGAGAAGUGGGUGAGAGAAAUAGACAUACUGUGAAGAUGUCAUAGAAGUGCAACUUUUAUACAUUUUUUUUCCUCUGCUGCUAUAGUUAUUUGUACAGCUCAUAGCCCUGCCUGAAAUUGCCAGAAGUAGUAUUUUAUGCCAUGAUAUGCUAUGAAUUUCCUAACUGCCUUUCAGUUGUAGAAUAGAGAGAAGGAAAUGUGUGUGAUUUAUGUUUAUAUGAUGUGUUGUAUAGAAUCACAGAAUUGUCAGGGCUGGAAGGGACCUCAAGGAUCAUCCAGUUCCAACCUCCUGCCAUGGGCAGGGACACCUCACACUACAACAGGUUGCUCACAGCCACAUCCAGCCUGGCUGCAAAAACCUCCAGGGAUGAGGCUUCCACCACCUCCCUGGGCAACCUCUUCCAGUGUUCCACCACCCUAAUAUUAAAGAACAUUUUCCCAACAUCCAAUCUGAAUCUCCCCAUUUCUACUUUUGCUCCACCCCCCCCAGUCCUAUGACUCCCUGACACCCUCUAAAGUCCCUCCCCAGCUUCCUUGUAGCCACCUUCAGAUACUGGGUAGGUUAUUUACAUUUUUACUUUGGAAGCAUAAAAAGUUAACUCCUAGGCAGGUAGGGAGUACACAAGGAACUGAGGUGUGCUCCUCAGCCUGGGAGUUAAGGAGUUAAUUAGAGAGAUUGUGGAGCCUCCUUCUCUGGAGACUUUCCAGCCCUGUCUGGAUGUGUUCCUGUCUGACCUGUGCUGUGUGCCUGGUCCUGCUCUGGCAGGGGGGCUGGACUCAAAGAUGUCCAGAGCUCCCUUCCAACCCCUAACAUCCUGUGGUGCUGGAGGGAUGAGAACAUUCACCAUGUUAGCAUCUCCUCCCAGGGCCACAGAUCAGAGAGGCACAUCUGACAGUCACAGGUGCAGCCUGCCACAGCCACAGCUUCCCUGCCAAGGAGGGGCAUGGGAGGUGCUUAUGUUUAUGGUGAUGAUGAUGUUGCAGACAUGCAGUUUGUGUGAAUAAAAUGCAGCACAAAAUGACCACCACCCCCCUGCUGGGCCCUGCCACAGGCAUUCAGGUUCUGGAGCUGUGAGCUCUGGGACCUGCAGUCCUACCAGGCUGCAGCUUUGAACAGAAGAUGAAUGUGCCCCCAGGCACUCAGGCAGCUGAGCUGUGAACCCUCUGCCCUCAGCUGUGUCUCUCAGGCUGAUGAAGCCAAGCUCCUGACCUGUUGGUGGCAUCACUGUGGCCAAAACAAACUGGUCCUCACAGCUCAGCAGCUGGUUCAGACUGGAUUUGGGUUUUUAAGAGUGGUAGGAAAGAGUGGAGGCUGGGAACUAGCUGAAUUAGCCAGCUUUGUGGGCACACACACGGUGUCAGUGAUGCUGGCAGAUUCCUCUGCACAGCCAUUGGGUUGUUCCUUGGUUUAUUUGAAAGCUAAAGCAAUACUGUAAGUAAUAUCAAGUAGUUAAAUCCAUACUGCUCUGCAGCAGGGCAGUGUAUUAGAGGGAAAAGAAAAAAAAAAAAAACAGAAAUUCUUUGUCAGUGCCUGGAGUAAAGUGUCUGCAAAACAUCUUCAGCACAUAUUCCAUGUCCAGAUGCUAUGCAGCUAUCAGAUUUUUGUGUUCCUGACAGACACUGGGUGAGCACAGUGCUACUAUUGUCCAUUUAAAUCAUGCAUUUAUUAAGUAUAUUUUUAUAUUUUUCAGCUGUGGUCAACAAAUCAAAAUAUAUUUGAGUGCAUUUUACACAUUUUUAUAAAUGGUUCAUGAAUAAAACAUUCCUAUAAAA
This is a messenger RNA of Indicator indicator, 12978 nucleotides long. RefSeq names its product protein tyrosine phosphatase receptor type B (gene PTPRB). The record is from RefSeq and is a predicted model, not a curated record. The transcript is spliced from 34 exons. Lineage: Eukaryota; Metazoa; Chordata; Aves; Piciformes; Indicatoridae. Gene Ontology annotation, molecular function: cadherin binding; protein tyrosine phosphatase activity. The coding region runs from base 1 to 6633 and encodes 2210 amino acids. Gene Ontology annotation, biological process: angiogenesis; protein dephosphorylation.